Molecule: messenger RNA, 222 nt
Organism: Serpula lacrymans var. lacrymans S7.9
Lineage: Eukaryota; Fungi; Basidiomycota; Agaricomycetes; Boletales; Serpulaceae
Exons: 2
Coding region: 1-222 (73 amino acids)
Source: RefSeq, a predicted model, not a curated record
AUGGGUUUUGUGAAUACUAUGCCUGUUCCUGGCCCUUCCGACUCAUCCGCUGCUUCCAGCAGCACCAGCAGCGGUCUCAUUGAAGGAGGCCCUUCCAAUAGAGCUGACACAUUUCAGACUGACACAUCAACUUCUCGCACCGCAUUUGUGAAUUAUAUUGUGGGCAGUUGGACUAGCGGGGUAUCCAACAACUUGGAAGGUACAUCAAAAUUCUUGCUAUGA